AUGGCAGGUUUAACUGUGUUCAGCAUUUUAAUCAUAGCUGUAAUGGUCACCGGAAGAGAGUAUGAUGAUACUCGCGAUGCUGAAAUAGACGAACUUUUGAAAAAACUAAAUAAACCUGCUCUUAAAUCUAUCAAGAGCCCAGACGGAGAUAUCAUAGAUUGUGUUCAUAUGAAGAAUCAUCCAAUUUAUGAUAAUCCUUUAUUCAAAAAACACACCAUUCAGAUGAGACCAAGUUCUUACCCAAAAGGAUGGAACAAAGAAGCUUCAAAGAACCAAAACCACAGUAUGGUGAUGCACCUCUGGACAAUCAACGGAAAGUGUCCAAAAAAUAGUAUUCCGAUCAUAAGAACGAGAAGAGAAAACAUUUUACAAGCUGAAUCAGUAGAAAGAUACGGGAGAAAAGAUUCCAAUAGCCUCCCUCAACCGAAGCCAACCAAUCCACCAAGUAAUACUACAAAUGAGUAUGCCAUAGUGACCGUAAAUUCUCCACAAGGCAAAUUUCAUGGAGCCCAAGCGGAUAUAAAUGUGUGGAAGCCCCAUGUACAAACGAGAAGAGAAUUUAGCCUAGCACAAAUAUGGGUUAUGGGUGGCACUUAUCCUAGCCGCGACACCAUUGAAGCUGGUUGGCAGGUGUUCCCGCGAUUUUAUGGUGAUGACAAGCCUCGAUUUUUUAUUUAUUGGACUGCUGAUGAAUACAAAAAGACAGGCUGCUACGAUCUUAGAUGUCCAGGUUUUGUGCAUGUCAACAGAGAUUUUGCUAUAGGUGCACCUAUGUCAACAGUUUCCGUCAUGGGUGGUCGACAAGCAUCAUUUCUCACAACUAUAUGGAAGGAUCCCCGCACAGGGAACUGGUGGUUGAGAUUGGGUUACUAUCAGAUUCUCGGGUACUGGCCUUCCUCAUUAUUCAGUAAUUUAAAGAAUGGUGCUUCAGAAAUUCACUGGGGAGGUGAAAUAACAAACUACAAGGAGGAUUCACAACACACAUCAACGAAUAUGGGGAGUGGUCGUUUCGCAUAUGAGGGGUAUAAAAAGGCUAGUUAUUUCAUGAAUCUUGAGAUAGAAGAAGACGGCUUUACGAAACCUCCUGAAAGUCUUACUCCCUUUGUGACGAAUCAGAAUUGUUACAAUGUAAUCCGAAAUCCUUUCCAUCCUCAAUUGGGGGCUUCCUUUUAUUAUGGUGGUCCCGGUCAAAAUGCUAUGUGUAAAUGA
Messenger RNA from Brassica oleracea var. oleracea, 1209 nucleotides. RefSeq lists its product as uncharacterized. The record is from RefSeq and is a predicted model, not a curated record. NCBI's taxonomy places the organism in Eukaryota, Viridiplantae, Streptophyta, Magnoliopsida, Brassicales, Brassicaceae.